CUCAUAAGGAUGAAUAAUGAAAUUGAAGCUGAAUUAAACUAUAGUGUCACAGAUAAAAUCAAGGUCGUUACAAAGAAGAACGGCCUUAAACCACAUAAAGAAAACUGGAUUUUACAAGCACCGCCCGAAAUUGCUAAGUGGUUCUUAAAACGUGGUCAGAUAGACUUCGAUUUGGUAAGAGUCUAUGUUGCUACAAAUGUUUAGGUAACCAUGAAGCCACCAGCUGUCAGGAACAUGAUCUUUAAUGUGUAAAUUGCCGAAAAAUGAAAUAUAGUGACCUUAAUCACUCUGCCCGCGACCCAAAAUGUCCAGUCUAC
Molecule: messenger RNA, 317 nt
Organism: Acanthoscelides obtectus
Lineage: Eukaryota; Metazoa; Arthropoda; Insecta; Coleoptera; Chrysomelidae
Source: the annotation of a GenBank genome assembly